UAGGUUUUUUUUUUAUAAAUUAAAUGGCGACUGUGUGAAAGAUCAAAAAAACUUGGGUCUACGUGUUUUUGUGACAAAUCCAAAAUAAAUUUUUUCAAUUUACACCAUUUAUCCAGAUUUUGUGCCGUGUUAUUUCAAAUUAAAUCAAUCAAUAAAGAUUCCUUCUAAAAAUUCCACUAUGGCACGUCUAACAAAUGUGUACCAUGCGGAGAAUAUAAAUAGCGUAAAAAUUGGAAGGCGACAGCUACCCGUGAUUGCUGGCGAUAAUUUAAUGAUGCUAAUGGAUCUGAAUAGCAAAGGACUGGCAAUAGAUAGUACGCAUAUCAAGGGCAAGGAAUUGGAGGAAUUUACGCGAAAAUUUAAUCUUUUAACCCCAGACGAGCUUCGCGAAUCACUGGAAAUAGAUAGCUCGGCUUUCCUUGCUGUUCUCAAUCAAUGUGUUCAAUGUGUCGGAUGUCGACGCAGUGUUGAACGUUUGUUCUAUCAGCUAACACUCUCUGGCCAUCCGACACUUGAUCCGAUUGUACUAAAGAGCUCUGUUAUUCUGAGCAUAGCUGAGGAUAAAAUGAAGACGCCACAAGCAUUGGGGACAUUGCUCUAUCGACACCACGAAGUUCUUAACAAUUUAGUUGAAAGUAAGUUGCGGAAUAAGACCAGAUGUGUGUUGCAUUCGUUGGAUGCAUUUCGUUCGAAACCAUUUUCGGAGACUUGGCGCGAGGUGUGGUCAUCUAUGAAGCAGAGAUGCCGCGAAGAAUUAUCUGUGAUUAAAGAUACUGAAUUACAUGAAGUGCUGGAGAAUUAUUUGAAGAAACAUAAAUUCUGUCAGGGAUGUAGAGCUAAGAUUGAAAAAGCUUAUAACAUUCUGGUGGGAGAGACAACAACGAAAGAGAAGGGAUUCGUUGCAGCGCUUUAUGCUAAUAUCAAAAAGUGCCAACCCGAGCAACAUAUUCAUGUUCAAACUAAGGCUGAUUUUAUCGACACCCUUAUUCGGCGAGCUGAACCAGAGGUCAAUGGAAGUUACACCAAGCAAAGAGAGCGCCACGCAAAGACGUUAGAAAUCGCCCAAGAAGAGGUACUAACAUGCGUCGGCAUGAUUAUGUACGAGCGUCUGCGCAGAAUUUAUGUAAGUUUGAGAGAAGAAGAGCGUGCUUGUCAAGUACUAGCUGCUGUCGGAGUUCAUGCAUUGUGUCGCAGCUUCGACAUGUCAGUCGAGAAAAAACAAGGCAUUAGUAAUUUAGAGUUGCUGUACAAUGAAAUAAGUCGAGCCGAAAAGGCAAAGGAGCACAAGCGCGAACAGAAAAAACUCAAGAAGAAGAAAAAGAAGAACGAGAAGAAGAAUAGCUAUAGGACAUGUGACAAUAGUAUUGUGGACGAUUCAAUCGAUCUAGACGAAGAGGACGUAGAUGAACACGAAGAAGAAGAUGAAGAAGAAACAAUGAGCAAUAAAACGCAAAAAGAGAAAUGUAUCGACUGCAGUGAGGAUAUAAAUGUUUGUCCUUGCGAAAGUGAAGGUGAUGUGUGUACGAAACUUUUGGAUGCCGGCUAUGGUUCGGAUCCGAAUGCUAAUUCGGGGACAUCGAGCACAGCGAGCACUCCCGAGGGAUCGGAGGUGUCUUGUUCGGAUGGUUUUUGUAAUCACGAUCGGCACGGCGGCCACGAGACGGACUUUGUAAUUGAUAAAUUUGAUUCGUCGAACAAUCAUUUUGAAAAUGAUCCAUUUGGAGCUUGUGGUCGAGAGAAGAAUUUAAGCUUGUUGCAAAUGCUUGAGGACUUCGAAGAGAUGGAAGACGAAGAAAACUGUUACAUUCCCAAUGAAGUCGUAAUGGAGUAUCAAUGUCAUCAAGAAAAAGUCAAUCAACAGCGACAGGAGUUACGAGAGACUCUCAAGCAAAAGUUUGCCGCAAUGUGUAUGAAAAAGCGCGUUCAGCUGGGAGUAAUAGAUAUUAAUAAAUAGAAAAAAAAACAACAAAAACAAAACAAUGUUAUAAGUAAAAAGUCUAACUUAAAUAUACAAAUACAAGCUUUUUAUUAUUUUUAAA
Episyrphus balteatus (marmalade hoverfly) is the source of this 2039-nucleotide messenger RNA. Its product is annotated as gametogenetin-binding protein 2-like. The coding region runs from base 179 to 1954 and encodes 591 amino acids. The record is from RefSeq and is a predicted model, not a curated record. Gene Ontology annotation, cellular component: nucleus; cytoplasm. The transcript is spliced from 5 exons. NCBI's taxonomy places the organism in Eukaryota, Metazoa, Arthropoda, Insecta, Diptera, Syrphidae.